AUGGCUGAACAAGAUAGAAAAGCUCAACUAGAAGAAAUUCAGUCCAUUGAAGCUAUAUACAGUGAUUUAAUUUAUAUGGAAUCGCCAUCACAAUUAAGUUUGCGGUUUUCUGAGGAUGUGCAGUUGAACGUCAGUCUUCCCAAAUGUUAUCCAUCUAGGUCACCGCCAUAUUUUGAGCUGAGUGGUCCAUCACUGAAAGAAGCAGAGAAAUUGAAGAUCAUAAAUUCACUGAAUGAAAUAUAUGCUAAAAAUAUCGGUCAGCCGAUUUUAUAUGAAUGGAUUUCAUAUCUAAGUAAUUAUUUGGUUGAUUAUGAUCGUGAUUUUGAUGAAAAGUUAAAUAAAGAGGAUGAAGCUGCAUCUGUUAGCCCAACUGCUUCAUCGACAUCACAGUUACCUCUUCCAAAAAUAAUUAGUGGUGAUUCCUUCGUAGACCGGAAGAGUACGUUCCAGGCUCAUGUUGCACAAGUCUAUUCUAAAAAAGAAGUAGUUAUGGUACUGAAUAAAUUGAAAGAAAAUAAUAAAAUAGCUCGAGCAACUCAUAAUAUGUAUGCUUGGUUAACUGAAGAAAAUGUGAAGGGUCGCUUAAUUAAACAGCAUGAUUGCGAAGAUGAUGGUGAGACUGGUGCUGGGGCAAAACUGUUAAAUUUGCUAGAAUUAAUGAAAGCCAAAAACGUACUGGUAAUAAUUACACGCUGGUAUGGAGGUAUCCAUCUUGGACCAGAUCGGUUUCGGCAUAUAUGUAAUUUGGCACGUCAAAUUCUAGUGGACAAUGGCUUUUCGGGUCAUUCAUCAUAA
Messenger RNA from Thelazia callipaeda (thelaziosis nematode), 795 nucleotides. NCBI's taxonomy places the organism in Eukaryota, Metazoa, Nematoda, Chromadorea, Rhabditida, Thelaziidae. The record is from the annotation of a GenBank genome assembly.